AUGCUGUCCAAGAAGGCCCAGCUCACCGGUGUUGUGGUGGUCAUCGCAGUGAUCGGUGUCAUCGCUGCAGUGAUAGUGACUCGCCAGUCAGACAGCAGCAGCUCCGCCACCGAGUCGUCAGGGACUGCUAGCUCCGGCUCUGGUUCAAAUGUAUCUGGUGGCACUAGCGACAGCUCGACCACCACUUCAUCUGGAAGUACGAGCAAGCCGUCCAAGAAGGGCAACAGCACAAGUUCACGCUCAAGCUCAAUCACUUCUGACCCAACCUCCGCAAAGUUUUCUUUGGCAGCGUUUGCCGUCGGUGACUGGGGAACGACCAUUUACCAGGACUCAUGCUGCACGCGCUCCGACACUUACACCAACUUCGAUAUCGUGGCAGAAGAUGUCGUAGCCAGCCUCAUGAAUACACAAGCGGGCAAUGCCGACAUCAAGCCCAAGGCUAUCCUUGGACACGGUGACAACUUCUACUGGACUGGUAUUAACAGUGAGGAAGGACGCGAUUCGCGUUUCACCACGACUUUCGAGAAAAAGUUCAGUGGCGAUAACCUAGCUACAAUCCCCUUCGUGAACGUUGUGGGUAACCACGACUACGGUGGUGGUAGCUUCAUCUGCUCGAAAGGUGAUGAAAACGCCAAGUGUAAAAGUGCUGAUGAAAUCGUUGAGGGUCUGGAGAACAAGUUCAAGUGGCAGCAAGAGUACACGAGCCCCAACGACAACCGCUGGGUGCUGAAGGACCACUUCUACGUCUACUCGAUUGAAGACGAAGACUCGGGUGUUAGCAUUGAUAUCUUCAAUGUAGACACUGGCGAUGCCGACGUGCACGCUGCUCUCCAGGUGUGUUGCCAGUGUUUUGCCUACUCGGAAGGUGAUGACGAUUCGUGCAAGGGUGUUGCACGUGGACAUGAAUUCUGCGCUGGGGGUGACACGGAUAUGUACGACGCGUGCUUUGCCAAGUUCAAGGAGUGGAGUGAUGACUCGCGCAAGCAACUUGCUGAGAAGGUAGCGACGUCCACUGCAACGUGGAAGAUUGUCAACAGCCACUACAGCCCCCACGUGCACUACGACGAGAAGGGUAUGCAGGAGUGGUUUGACAUCCUGGAGGGUUCUGGUAUUCACGCGUGGGUUUACGGCCACACGCACGGUGAGAAGCAUGACUACUCGGAGUCGCUGGGCGUGCAUUUCGUGGAGAACGGAGCUGGUGGUGGUAUUCAGAAGGAAUCUGCCAGUGGUCUUACGACGUACGCAGCCAAGUAUGCUACUAACGUGUGGACGUACACUGGUGACGAGUACGGUUUCUUCUCGCUGGAGGCGUCGGAAGAAUGGCUGAAGGUGCAAUACCACACGGCUGACAACUCGUGGUCGUUCGGGUCGACCAUGAGCGAUACGACUGCCGGUGGAGUGCAAACGAAACACUGCUGGUACAUUCCUGCCGACGGUACUGAAGGCAAGGAGUGCACGUCUUAA
Phytophthora nicotianae INRA-310 is the source of this 1464-nucleotide messenger RNA. RefSeq lists its product as hypothetical. The transcript is spliced from 2 exons. The coding region runs from base 1 to 1464 and encodes 487 amino acids. The record is from RefSeq and is a predicted model, not a curated record. Gene Ontology annotation, molecular function: ferric iron binding; ferrous iron binding; acid phosphatase activity. Lineage: Eukaryota; Oomycota; Peronosporomycetes; Peronosporales; Peronosporaceae.